AUGGAGUGUGUUAUCAAGGAAUCAAUGCGUCUAUAUCCACCCAUACCCAUUAUUGCGCGGGAAAUUAAAGAAGAUUUUAAAUACUACCAGCUGGCUCCGAACUGUGCUGGCCCACGUAAUUGUAUUGAUCAAAAAUUUGCCAUAUACGAAAUGAAGGUAGUUUUAGUUACCAUUUUACGGGCAUAUGAACUGCUACCGUUUGGUCAGCCAAUUGAUCCCGUUUUGGGUAUUGUAUUACGUUCCAGCACUGGUAUGCAAUUGGGCCUAAAAAAAAGAAACCAUGCAUCGACGAAACGUAAACGCGAAGCUGUUAAAAAUCUAAAUGGACCACCAACUGUUCCGAUUUUGGGCUCUGUACUUUUAGCAUAUCAAAUUAAUCCAGAAAAUUUCUUUGACAAAUCUUAUGAAUUUGGCACGAAAUAUGGCCUCGUGCACAAAAUGUGGGCAAUGAAUCGUUUGGUCGUUGCCAGUGCGGAUGCCGAAGUCAAUGAACAGGUGUUGACCAGUUUAACCCACAUCAGUAAACAUCGUUUGUAUGGGGUGUUGCACGGAUGGCUCGGCAAUGGUCUGUUAACCAGUGAUGGUCGCAAAUGGCAUACACGUCGUCGGAUUAUUACACCGACAUUUCAUUUUAAAAUUCUCGAGGAAUUUCUGGAGAUAUUUGAUCAGCAGUCGGAUGUUUUGGUGAAGUGUUUGUCGGAAAAGGCUGAUGGUUGUACAGCAUUCGAUGUUUAUCCCUUUGUGUGUGCCGCCACAUUGGAUAUUAUUGCCGAAACGGCUAUGGGUACUAAGGUGAUGGCCCAAACUGGCGGUACAAAGCAGUAUACAAGAGCUGUUGAAGAAAUGACCCGGAUGAUGGCAUGGCGUUUUCUACGAUUUCAUCUACAUAACGACAUAGUAUUCAGCAUAUUUCAUCCAUUUAAAAAAUUACAAAUGAUGAAAAACUUACGGAUUAUGCAUGAGUUUACGGAUAAGGUAAUCAAAGAACGACGCGAUACAUUGGAGGCUUCAAUGAAAAGUGCAAGCAAAAAGUCCACAGAUGAUCAGGAGAACCAUGAUAUCGGGACCAAAAAACGUAUGGCUCUAUUGGAUGUACUGUUGCAGUCUUCAAUAGAAGGUGAACCACUCAGCAAUGAGGAUAUUCGUGAAGAAGUUGAUACGUUUAUGUUUGAGGGUCAUGAUACAACAGCUACAGCACUUAGCUGUACACUGUAUUUAUUGGCUCGUCAUCCAGAGGUACAGGAAAAACUUUUGGACGAAAUUCAUAAUGUCUUUGGAAAGGACAAUCUCAAACCAUUUUCUCUAAUGUCACUCAACGAAUUGAAAUAUAUGGAAUGUGUCAUAAAGGAAUCUCUGCGUCUGUUUCCGCCGGUGCCAAUUAUUGCACGUGAAAUUAAAGAAGACUUCAGAUAUAAGCACUCCAAACUGGGCGAGGGUGUCAUACCCGCUGGCACAGAACUCGUCAUUGGCAUAUAUAAAAUGUCACGAGAUGCAUUUACAUUUGAAAAUCCCACACAAUUUACGCCUGAACGCCAUAUGAAACCUUUGGGGAAAAGUUUUGAUUAUUUGCCAUUUAGUGCGGGGCCACGGAAUUGUAUUGGUCAAAAAUUUGCCAUGUAUGAAAUGAAAGUAACACUGGCGCACAUUAUUCGCGAAUAUGAGUUAUUACCCCUAGGCGAGGAUAUUAAAGUGUUCUUGGGUAUUGUUUUACGUUCAAAAACCGGUAUGCAACUGGGUCUGAGGAGAAGAACGAAAUGA
Molecule: messenger RNA, 1758 nt
Organism: Musca vetustissima
Lineage: Eukaryota; Metazoa; Arthropoda; Insecta; Diptera; Muscidae
Product: cytochrome P450 4d8-like
Exons: 6
Coding region: 1-1758 (585 amino acids)
Molecular function (GO): heme binding; oxidoreductase activity, acting on paired donors, with incorporation or reduction of molecular oxygen; iron ion binding
Source: RefSeq, a predicted model, not a curated record